Molecule: messenger RNA, 624 nt
Organism: Erpetoichthys calabaricus (reedfish)
Lineage: Eukaryota; Metazoa; Chordata; Cladistia; Polypteriformes; Polypteridae
Product: actin-related protein 2/3 complex subunit 3-like
Exons: 1
Coding region: 1-624 (207 amino acids)
Biological process (GO): regulation of actin filament polymerization; Arp2/3 complex-mediated actin nucleation
Cellular component (GO): Arp2/3 protein complex; cytoskeleton
Molecular function (GO): actin filament binding
Source: RefSeq, a predicted model, not a curated record
AUGCGCUCAGCCUUCAAGCGGAAAGACACAGCUCACAUUUUCUGCUUGCCGGGUGCUGCGCUGUGUGCGACCGCAGAAGUGUCCGUGCCUUGUUUUGCUUGUCAUGUUUCAGCUUAUUGUUCAAGCCUGAUGGAGCCUGAUCUCAAGCAAACUAGCAACAUGGCAUUACUGCCCCUCAAAACGCUGUUUAAGGGUCCAGGUCCCAAAGAAACCAAAGAGAACGACAUAAUUAAUGAAGCCAUCUACUAUUGUACGGCCAACGUCUUCUUCAAGAACUAUAAAAUCAAGAAUGAAGCCGAUAGGACUUUGAUGUAUGUGACUCUGUACAUUUCCAAAUGCCUGAAAAAGCUGCAGAAGUGCAGUUCCAGAAAUCAAGGAGAGAAAGAGAUGUACAUACUGGGAAUUAUUAAAUUUCCCAUUCUUGGAGAGCCCAGAUUCCCACUGAGUCCCAUGUAUGCUGAUCCAAGCGACAAGCAGAAGGAAGGGACAAUGAGGGCAAGUUUACAGCAAAUCAGGCAGGAGACUGGCUUAAGGCUGUGUGAUAAAGUUUUUGACACCCAGGCAGAUAAACCUUGCAAAUGGUGGAUGUGCUUUGUGAAGAGGCAGUUUAUUAACAAUAAAUAA